GGCGAGGGCCAACCACAAAAAGUACACAGCUUUGAGAAGAGAGAGAAGAGGGAUAGAAGAGGAAGAGGUAGAGAGAGGACUUCACCAGAGAGUCGCCGGAAUCUGGAGUUUUUCGUGGUUGUUGUGGCCCGAAGCCAGGUGGAAGCGCGGUGAGGAGGUGAUUAGAGGCGGAAGUUUAAUCAGUAUUUUGAUGAAUCGGCGGUGUUAUUUGAUUGGAUGAGAGAGGAUUGGAACUCAUGGAGAGAAAUAGAGAAGCAAGGAGAACAACGAUGGCGGCGACGAAUGGAUUGUCCAGACGGAGGCAGAGGAGUAGCAGUCUUCGAGAUACACCUGAAGAAGAUGGACAGGUGGAUUUGCCGGAAGCGGUGAGGUUGCGGGAACGAGGGAACAAAAGAGAGCGAGAUCGAGAUUUCUCGAAUCGAAAGAAGCGAAGGAGAGGGGAAGGAUUUGUUCAGAGCGGUAACGAAGAAGGAGAAGAAAGCUCUGAAGAAAGCGUAGAGGAUGAAGAGGAGUACGAGGAAGAUGAUAGAGCGGCUUGGGUGAUUCCUCCGCUCACUGCAUCAUCGUCAUUGACGUCAAGUCAUAACAACCGGAGGAGUUUCCCCCCGGCGGCAAAAGUCGGUAGGCAAACUACGGCUUGGAAAGUUACUGAGGAGAUGAUCGGUGUUCCGGUUCCCAGGAAAGCUCGGUCAGCGUCUAAAAAAAGGUCACAUCAUGAGUAUUGGAUUUCAGGUGGUGGUGGUGUGGAAGAGCAGAAUCACCGCCAUCUUUCCACUUCGCCGGCAGGGCGCAGUAUAGAUGCUCUAUCGCCCUCUGCUUCCAGUCCUUCCGUUAGAAAGAAGAUGAAACCGACUGGACCCAAGAACCGACCUCCUAAGGUUUCCAAAUCUUCUUCCGCAUCAGCUCAUGAUGAGAUGGAUGAGCUUGAAGUUGCUGAGGUUUUGUUUGGGCUUAAGAAACAAUCCCAGUGCUCCAAAAAUCAAGAAACCAAUUCAAGCGUGUCUCAGAAGGUUGAUUCAAAAGAUUCAAAUGGUGUGGUUCAUGAUAUUAAACCGUCAGUUUCUUCACCAAUGGCAAUUCCUACGCAGAAGUCCCCACAGAGCUCAACUUUGCCUCAGACCAUUAGCCCGUCAUCCAAACCUGUGCUUGGUGUUGCGCAGAAGAGGAAAAAGCUGCAGGCUGAGAAUCCUUCUAAUUCCGACCAGGAUGUUGCAGUUAAAGUUGAUAUUGAGCAAUCUGCAAAAAUGGAAUUUUCUUCAUCAAAAUUGGAGAAAAUAUCAAGUUUUAGUGAUGAAACAUCUGAGGCUUCCAAUUUGGGUGUCUCUCAAGCAUCUAUGUCACUGGAGCCACAGAAGCAAGCAAUCAAGCCAGAGGAAUUAAAACCCUUGACCAAAGAAUCUGGAGGAAGCCAAGAUGGGAUUGUGACUAAGGAGAAGCCAGUCUUGCCAAAGGUGUCCAGCACGAAAUUGGAUGUUGAUCUUGAGGAUUCCACAGAGAAAAAAAGAAUUUCAACUGUCUCCGAGGUUGAGAGCCGUCAGGAGGAGAAGUUCAAGAUUGAUCUGAUGGCUCCUCCUCCUAUGGCAUUAUCUCCAGAGAGGGAUGGCUUGACUGGUUUGGUAUCAGAUCCCAACCUUUUGGCUCAGGAUGUUGAAAUGAAGAAGGAAAUUGUGAUGAAGGUUGAAGAAAAGGUGGAGAAGACCGUGAAGAAGGAAGCAGUGGGAGAGAGAAUAGAAGAGAAGAAAACAGAGAUAAUGGGGGACAAACAUGAAUCUCCAAGGCUUGAUUUUGAUAAGGAGCAUGAAAGUGGCAAUGCCAGUAGCACUAAACUACAACAGCAGGGUCAGAAACAGCAAUCUUCACCUAAAGCUUCUAUUAUUCCCAAAGAGGAUAAAACCACUCAAUCUAGUUCAUUGACUUUGCCAAUUGCUGUAACUGGCUGGCCAGGUGGUCUUCCUCCAUUGGGAUACAUGCCACCUCUUCAAACAGUUGUGUCCAUGGAUGGAAGUAGUGGAUCUUCCACAGCAGUACAGCCUCCACAUUACCCUCUCUCAAUACCUCGACCAAAGAGAUGUGCAACCCAUCAGUACAUUGCUCGUAACAUUUACUAUCACCAGCAACUUACAAGAAUGAACCCUUUCUGGUCGGCGGCUGCUGGUUCAGCAUCUCUAUAUGGUGUGGCCAAGCCCUACAAUCUUAAUUUCAUGCCUCCCACUGAAAACAUGAUUCUUGGAAAGCCAUUGCAAGGAGGCUUUCCAGGUGCGAGUUUAAACUCCAAACAGGGCAAAGGGCAGGGUACUUUUCCACGUCAUACUGGAAAAGAGAAAAGCCCAGAGGCCACGAACUUCAUGGAUGCAGCACAAAAAAAACAGCUUGUGAUUCACCAAGCCCCACAACCUGUGCAGCCUGGUAAUUUGCUGCAUCAAGCAGCGGUAGCAGCUACUUCUAAUCCAUCUGGACCUGCAAAAUCUGCCACCUCUAGUGCCAAAACAUCAUUGUCUAGUAAUUCAGCUGCUGGAGCUCCUGUAAACUCUUCCUCGUUGCCACCAGUUGUGAGCUUUAACUACCCAAAUUUGCCUGCAAAUGAUGCUCCAUACUUGGCAAUAUUACAGAAUAAUGGGUAUCCAUUCCCUAUUUCUACACAUGUUGGAGCGCCACCACCACUAAGAGGAGGAACCCAAUCUCAGGCAAUGCCCUGCUUUAAUGGAACUUUUUAUUCUUCUCAGAUGUUCCAUCCUUCUCAACUUCACCAGCAACAACCCCAUUCUCAACCUCUGGUUCAACAGGCUAAUCAAAACACAAGUGCAUCUAGCGGUUCAUCCUCAUCAAACAAGCAUCCACAGACCCAGCAACUGCGAGGGACACAGAUUAGUGGCAAUAGUUUUCUUACCCCAACAACUAUGCAGUCACAGCAACUGCAGAAGCAACAUGUGCCAUCAUCCCAUCAAUCUCGCAAGCGUGAUGUUGAAUUGUGUGGGGAAAAUACCCAAUCAGCUGUUGAUGCCCGAGCUUCUCAUAUUCAAAAAAAUGUCUAUGGCCAGAACUUUGCAGUUCCAGUUCCUCCAGUUAACUUUGCUUUGAUGCCGUCUGCAACCUUGGCUGGUGGAGGGAAUCCAGGUGAGAAGCAGCCGCAACACCAAUCACAGCAGCAGGGAUUGAAAGGUGGAGUUGAGCUUAUCCCAUCUCAAGCAUUUGCCAUGUCAUUUGCCUCCUUCAAUGGAAGCAAUACAGCUUCAGGCAUUAACUUCUCAUCCAUGGCACAAAAUCCUGUAAUCUUCCAGAGCCUUCCAGAUAUGGUUCGGCAUGGUUACCAGGUUGCACCUGCAGCCCAGAUGACACAACAGAAGAAUUACCAGAUAUCUGAGGGGAAAAUUGGAAAUGACUCGAGCAAUGCUGAGGAUGGAAGAAAAACUAUUCCUGGAAAGUCAUCAAAUGUUGGGCAAUCCUUUAAUUUCUGCAAGCCAGGUUCUACUGAUCCAUCAAUCUCCACGCUCAUGGGAACCACUGUAUUUGAUGGUUCAACAAGAACUCUGAACUUUGUCUCAUCUCCUGCCAAUCUGAAUCGGCCUUCUCGCACCACAACUAGUCCUGUGGCAGCUAACGGGCCGAGUCAACAGCAGCAGCUGAUUCAGCUUCAAAAGCAACAUGCAAUUGGGAGUGGUCGAACUAAAGUUCCAACAAGUAGCAACCACCAGCCUUCCCCUUCUAUUACUACCAAGUUUCCAAAUAAUCACUCUGUGUUUCCACAAAAUCUAGUUCAAAGCAUGAGUUCUGCCCAAUCUUCUCUGUGGAAGAACUCGGCAAGAACCCCAGCUUCUCAAGUCCCUGCACCAUCCACAAACUCUGCAAUUAAAAACCUUCCCCAGCAACAAGGAAGAGCACCACAAGGCCAGACCCAAAUAUCUUUUGGAGGCAGUCCCAGAUCUACCUCUGCGCCAUCUCCCUUUGUUACGGGGUCUCCAACUAAUUCUUCAAUCUCCAACACCACUGGCGGCAGCCUGAGAACAACUCCAAUGAGCAGCAAAGCAGGCCCAUCGAUUCCUAUGUUACAACCCCAACCAGCUGACAAUUCUUCAUCCAGCCCCGGCCAGAAAUCUUCUCCAGUGUGUGGAAGGAAUGUACCCUCAAUCUUAAGCACAUGUCCCAGUCACCUCUCUGAAGUCAAGUACUAAAAUGCAGUUGCUACAAAGCCCAAUCACUCUUCACCAGUGCCUAUGUUCAGGUUCUCUCUCCCUCAUCUGUUAUGAGAAAGAAGUCAUGUGAAGUCUGAUAUAACUGCGUAUCACCUGAUGUCCCUGGUGUCAAUUCCUGAUCUGGCUGCCUGUGCCACUGCUGUUGCCACUAAAUAUUAAAGAUGGUGGGAUAUCUUUGCGACCCUGCUCAUAUUCAAGUCUAACCAUGUCAUUUUGUGCCGUGCCUAUGGAUGCUCAGGUCAGGCAAGCUGCUCAGAAACUAUGAUGCAUUGGUUGAUUUAUUGUCUCCCAAAAAUUUGAAGAGGAAAACAGAUGAGGCCACUUAAAAUUUUGGGGGCCUUGUAUGUCAAUGCGGGAGUGUGAGGGAUGUGUGUUUCUUGUGGAUGAAGAGGAAAUGUGAAUCUGUAUGUUGGCUCUUUUAGACCAGUGAAAAAGAAAGGCAAAUGAAGUGAAAUGCAGUUCCUGGAGACGUAAAGGAUUUUGUGAAAGUCAGCUUCUGACCACGUAAAGGUGGUCCUAAGAUUGAAGCCCACACGGAAUGGCCACCAUCAUGGGCCACAUCUGCUCGUGUGAACUGUUGGGGGGGAGAGUGGGUAUGAAGACAACAGGAUAAAAGAGACGGUAGUGUUUUCUUAGGCCUGCAUUUUCCAACAUGAGGACCCAUCAGUUGGUGGUGGUGAUGGGGUUUGACUGUAUUGCUCAUACAUUCAUGGGGUCAAUUUAACUUCAUUGUUUCUAUGUGA
This is a messenger RNA of Vitis vinifera (wine grape), 4933 nucleotides long. RefSeq names its product protein TIME FOR COFFEE. The transcript has 12 exons. Gene Ontology annotation, biological process: regulation of circadian rhythm. The coding region runs from base 237 to 4169 and encodes 1310 amino acids. Lineage: Eukaryota; Viridiplantae; Streptophyta; Magnoliopsida; Vitales; Vitaceae. The record is from RefSeq and is a predicted model, not a curated record. Gene Ontology annotation, cellular component: nucleus.